CUCUUCCACACCAUCCUUUCCAAGGGCCCUGAUCCCACAGAUCCAGGCACUGAGACAGAGGAAAGUCUCGGAGCGACCGACUCCACCCACGCAUGGCAGAUUCUCAAGGCUUUGAAACUAGCACAUUGGAUGUUUUUGAAGCUCCUGUCACCAGUUCCGCCCCUCGGCCUCACCCCCAGUCACCCAGGAGACCUCAGCAUCCUCUUCCACCUCGUCUAAACAUCUUGGCCCCACCUGCUCAAGAGUUGGGACCCCCUGCUCAAGUCCAGCGGCUCCCGGUUCGACGGCCGUCAGUGGGACGAGGCCUCCAGCUUUCUUCUGGAAUGGCCAGUAGUGCACAACAUUUCUAUGAGGAUGAUGACAGGAUUGUUCCUAGUACCCCUACACUUCCUCCUCCUCGCUCAGACGGAUUUGCUGAAGCUAUCCAUUCUCCACAGGUGGCAGGCGUGUCACGAUUUCGCUUUGGUCCUUCGGAUGAUCUCCCACAGACCAGCUCCUCUCACUCAGAUCUCGGCCAGCUUGCGUCACAAGGUUUAGGCAUGUAUGACAGUUCUGUUUUCCUUGGAGCUCAUGAGGAAGAGUCAGGAGGCCGCAGUGUGCCCACAACCCCACUACAGAUUUCCGCUCCAGUGACAAUUUUAUCAGAAACCUUGGCAUCUGAAGCGAUUGAGCAUGCUUCUCAGUCUGUGCCCAUGGUGAGCACCUCCACACCCAGCCUUAGUGCUCCUGCAGGCCCGAGUGGAGUGGAGGAGAGAGAUGACAUGUUCAUGGACGCAGGAGACAGUGCUGAGGCUUCACUUGAGGCUGUGUCACAGACUGAGGCGGAGGAACUAGCCCAGCCAUCAGAUGAGGCCAGUCUGCCUUCCACAAGCCAGGAACCUUCAUCUAGUUCUGCAGACACAAGCAGCUCUCAGCCUCCUAAAGUCAGAACGGGAUCUGGGAGACAGUGGACUGCUGGUCGUGGUUCUAGGAGCUUUGUAAGGAGAGAUGGCGUCACAGGUAUGAGGGGACGUUUUGCCAGGUGAAGCAGCUCUGGAGCAACACAUUCUCUCCAAAAGAACACAACCGUACCUUUGUUCUGCUUUAAGGCUAUGUAUUUUAAGCUUCGUUUGUUAGUUUAAUGCUCAGAGCAAUCCAUUAAUAUUAAUUGAAUGAUUUUACAUCCGUACAUCCAUAAUAAACAUUUUUUGAAGAAAA
Molecule: messenger RNA, 1197 nt
Organism: Carassius auratus (goldfish)
Lineage: Eukaryota; Metazoa; Chordata; Actinopteri; Cypriniformes; Cyprinidae
Product: nucleoprotein TPR-like
Exons: 10
Coding region: 93-1025 (310 amino acids)
Source: RefSeq, a predicted model, not a curated record